Messenger RNA from Schistocerca serialis cubense, 1618 nucleotides. Its product is annotated as cuticle protein 16.5-like. The coding region runs from base 443 to 1297 and encodes 284 amino acids. The transcript has 3 exons. Lineage: Eukaryota; Metazoa; Arthropoda; Insecta; Orthoptera; Acrididae. The record is from RefSeq and is a predicted model, not a curated record.
GCACUCGGGCGCAGUUCGGCCCGGUGGCCCGGUCAGUAGCCACGUCCACGCCCGGCAGCCGCAACGCCGCUCCGCGCCCAGCCCGGCUAUUCGCUUUCGUCCGGUCCCAAAUCCGCUUCGCGUAUUUCGCUAUGCGUCCGCGUUCGUAUCUCUCGAUGCCGUAGCGCAGCUAAAGCCUCCUGUAAAACUGCCUGCUCUUCCACCACGCACCGACGGCAGCGGUGGCUACUCACCAGGAGUGUCCUCAUGUCGGAGGCAGUGGCUGCGGCCUGGAGGAAGAGCGUGUAGCGGUGUCGCCUCUGCCCCGAGGCGGCCGCCUCUAUAUAUAUAGGGCGGCGCGCCGCCGCCCACGCCGCUCACCGCCGUGCUGGGCCGCCGCCCCUCGCCCCCGGGGGCCACGGAUGCCCCCUGCCACCCCCCUCCGGCGGCAUUAGCACUUUUGAUGGCGCAUUAUGCUCGGCGCCGCACAGCGGUGCGGCAACUCAGUUCCGCUCCGCUCCAUCCGCUUCACACGCUGGGGGAACUCCUUCUCGGAAUACUUUUGGAAGCCCACGGCUUGGCGCGAGGACUAGCAGCGGCCGUCCUAUCGACGCAGAUGGCCACCACCCUUGUCGCCCCAGCCGCAGUGGCCGCCCCCGCCAUCGCCUACGCCGCCCCAGCUGCGGCCGUCGUGGCCGCCCCCGCCCCAGUGGCCUACGCCGCCCCAGCUGCGGCCGUCGUCGCCGCCGCCCCCGGCUCCACCGUGGUGUCCGCCCCCGGUACUAGCUCCUACUCUUUCUCCACACAGUCCGUGCACCAGCCACAGGUGGUUCUCGCCAGCCCGCAGGCCGUCUACGCCGCAGCCGUCGCCGCCGCUCCCGUGGUGGCCGCAGCGCCGGCCGUCGCCACCGCCCCCGCGGUCGUGGCUGCCCCGCCAGCGGAGGUUGUCGACGCUCCCGAGGUGGUCGCCGCCCGCGCCGCCCACUUCCAGGCUUACGUCGCUGCCAAGGCCGCUCUGCUGGGGCGCAAGAAGCGCAGCCCCGGAUUCCUCGGCCCCGCUGUGGUCUCCACCCCCGCCGCCACCACCCUCUCUGCUCAUGCCGCCCCCGUGGACAAUGCUGCCCACGCUGCCUCAGUGGCCCUUGCUGCUCACGCCGCCGCCGUCACCCCUGUUGCCUACUCCGCCCCCGUAGCUGUCACCUACUCCGCCCCCACUGCUGUCACCUACUCUGCCCCCGCAGCUGUCACCUACUCCGCCCCCGCGUCUGUCGCCUACUCCGCCGCGGCCUUCCUACCAGUGGCCGCCUCCAGCCAGUAGCGCGUCCAGGACGAACUCGGCCAGUAGACCUACGGCUACGCCGACGGAAACUCCGCCAAGACUGAGAGCCACGCCGCUGAUGGCUCCACUGUCGGUGGCUACUCCUACGUAGACGACCACGGCCUGGUACAGAGUGUCAAGUACCACGCCGAUAGCCUGGGUUUCAGGGCAACCGCCACCAACCUGCCCGUCCUGUUCCAUUUUGAACUCUACAUCGUUUAUGUAUGUAACCUUCUUUUCUUUCCCUGAAUCUUCAUGCCCCACAUAGUAUAAUGUAUAAAAAUCUGUAAAAAAUAAAUACGUAAUAAAAGGGAUAAAAUU